GGGGCCGCACAUCUGGGCGGGGCGGGGCGGAGCCCCCGAGCAAUGACUCCGGCGGGGCCGGAGCCGAGCAUCCCACAGCCGGUGCGAACGACGAACGGAGUUGAGCCGAGCCGACACCAUGCCCAAGUGUCCCCGCUGCCAGAAGGAGGUCUACUUCGCUGAGAAGGUGACUUCUCUGGGGAAGGACUGGCACCGGCCCUGCCUGCGAUGUGAGAAGUGUAACAAGACCCUGACAUCUGGGGGGCACGCAGAGCAUGAUGGCAAGCCCUACUGCAACCACCCCUGCUAUGCUGCCUUGUUUGGACCCAAAGGGUUUGGCCGGGGAGGAGCCGAGAGCCACACAUUCAAGUAGAGUUCAGGUCUGAUUGGCAGAGCUCCCUUUGCAGCCCGAAGACAGCAUAAAUCCACUGCAAACAGACAUGCCUUCUCGUCCCUCAUCACUCUGUAAUCAAAUAGCACAUUAAAGCAAUAAGUAACCCAGGAUGGGGCGGAGAGGGGCUCUGCUCCAGAAGGAGCUGCAGGGUGGGAGGUUGGAUGCUGCUCCACAGGAAAUUCAGUCGCUGAGGGCUGCCUGGAGAGAAGACCACACCUAGCCAGCCAAACCCAGCCCUGCUUCUGGCACCCGGCUCUGCAGUAGGGCCCACCUUUGUAUUCCCAAUCUUUAAUAAACCCUGAACAACCAUUGCUUACUCCA
Messenger RNA from Meleagris gallopavo (turkey), 694 nucleotides. It is a transcript of the gene CRIP1, whose product is annotated as cysteine rich protein 1. Gene Ontology annotation, biological process: intrinsic apoptotic signaling pathway in response to DNA damage; regulation of gene expression. Gene Ontology annotation, molecular function: zinc ion binding. The record is from RefSeq and is a predicted model, not a curated record. NCBI's taxonomy places the organism in Eukaryota, Metazoa, Chordata, Aves, Galliformes, Phasianidae.